CGGUAAAGGAGGUAAGGAGUGGCCGGGUGUGGGGAGUAGUGUGUACGCGGACCGGUAACCCAAGGGAGGAAGCUCAGCCGGAGAGUGACAGAGCCUAGAGGAGCUGCACCUGAGCGAGCAAUAAAGCUGGGAUCGUUGAAGAUGUCCGACGGCGUCUUGGAAGUGGAGGAAAAGCCCCCGGCCCCGCCCAUGAGGAUCACGAGCACGUUUAUCGAGAGCAGCGCUAAAGACGAGGACGCGUUAAGCCAUGGCUCCAAACCCCUACCCCCCAACCCCGGAGAAAAGAAAAGCCUCUUCCAGUCCCUCUUCCCCCGCACCGCCGAUAAAGUUAUUAAAAAGUCUGCUAAGCUGGAAAUCUCGCUUCCCUCGGAUUUCGAGCACACGAUUCACGUUGGUUUCGACUCGGUCACCGGGGAGUUCACGGGUAUGCCGGAGCAGUGGGCCAGCUUACUGCAGACGUCCAACAUCACAAAAUCUGAGCAGAAGAAGAACCCGCAGGCCGUGCUGGACGUGCUGGAAUUCUACAAUUCCAAGAAAACCUCAAACAGCCAGAAAUACAUGAGCUUCACAGAUAACUCGCAGGACGUCUAUAACUCAACAGUGAACUCGAGAGUGAAGUCCGUGCUGGAAGUUCCCACGGUCCCUCCUGUGUCUGAAUACGAGGACGACGCUUCCCCUCCUCCUAUCAUCGCCCCCCGUCCAGAGCAUACGAAAUCGAUAUGCACCCGGUCUGUGAUUGAGCCGCUGCCGCCUCCGCCUGUUAAAGACGAGGUGACCGCGCCGGCCCCUGAGCCGUCAGAAAACGACUCGCCGCGCGUCCAAGCGCCGGCAAAGAGCGCCGAAAAGCUGAAGAAAAAGCCCAAGAUGACGGACGAGGAGAUCCUGGUGAAGCUGCGAAGUAUUGUAAGCAUAGGGGACCCGAAAAAGAAGUACACGCGGUUCGAAAAGAUCGGUCAGGGAGCGUCUGGGACGGUGUACAUUGCUGUGGAUGUAGCGACAGGCCAAGAGGUGGCCAUUAAACAGAUGAACCUCCAGCAGCAGCCGAAGAAAGAGCUAAUUAUUAACGAGAUCCUGGUGAUGAGGGAAAACAAGAAUCCCAACAUCGUCAAUUACCUGGACAGUUACCUGGUCGGGGACGAGCUGUGGGUGGUCAUGGAGUACCUGGCUGGCGGAUCUCUCACCGAUGUUGUCACGCAGACCUGCAUGGACGAAGGGCAGAUAGCAGCCGUGUGCCGAGAGUGUCUUCAGGCUUUGGAAUUUCUGCAUUUAAACCAAGUUAUCCAUCGAGAUAUCAAGAGCGACAACAUCCUGCUGGGAAUGGACGGCUCCGUGAAGCUUACGGACUUUGGGUUCUGCGCGCAGAUUACGCCGGAGGAGAGUAAGCGCAGUACCAUGGUGGGCACCCCUUACUGGAUGGCUCCCGAGGUGGUGACGCGGAAAGCUUACGGCCCGAAAGUAGACGUCUGGUCUCUGGGAAUCAUGGCCAUCGAAAUGGUGGAAGGAGAACCUCCGUACUUGAAUGAGAACCCUCUGCGGGCUCUUUAUCUGAUCGCUACAAACGGCACCCCGGAGCUCCAGAAGCCGGAGCGGCAGUCGCCCACGUUCAGAGAUUUCCUCAACCGCUGUCUCGAGAUGGAUGUGGAAAGGAGAGGCUCGGCCAAGGACCUCCUGCAGCACCCAUUCCUGAAGGUUGCCAAACCUCUCUCCAGCCUGACGCCGCUGAUAAUCGCAGCAAAGGAAGCCGUGAAGAACAACCCCUAAAAUGAGGAGCCAGUUUACCCCGGGGGACACUUUUUUUCCCCCUUUUUAAAAUAAUUGGAGUGAUUGAGCCCUCUGAGACCUCCCUCUUUGACCUCGUCUUCAGGCUGCUGGGCACCAGGGACCAGGAUCGCCAGUGCCAUCGAUGCUAGUGUUAGCCCUUUAGGAGUCGCAUGUUCGCUCCUCGUGGGAGGGGCUAAACUACAGACUUUUUACAAACACCCCUUAGGGGACAAAUAGAACAUUUUUGUGUUUUGAUUGAAUAUUUUUAAAUACUUUUGGAACCUUCGGCGUUCUGAAUAAAUGAAAACAAUUUGUUCUCGUGUC
This is a messenger RNA of Spea bombifrons (plains spadefoot toad), 2085 nucleotides long. It is a transcript of the gene PAK1, whose product is annotated as p21 (RAC1) activated kinase 1. The transcript is spliced from 15 exons. Bases 142 to 1761 code for a protein of 539 amino acids. NCBI's taxonomy places the organism in Eukaryota, Metazoa, Chordata, Amphibia, Anura, Pelobatidae. Gene Ontology annotation, biological process: intracellular signal transduction; regulation of actin cytoskeleton organization; regulation of axonogenesis. Gene Ontology annotation, cellular component: cytoplasm. Gene Ontology annotation, molecular function: protein serine/threonine kinase activity; ATP binding. The record is from RefSeq and is a predicted model, not a curated record.